GAGACGUAAUCUGGGCUAGAGGGGCCGGAGCUCAGCCGAUUGAGUGGCUAGAGAGGCCGGAGGUAAGUGGCUGUGGAAGUCGGGCGGACCCGGAAUCCGGAGGAAACAGGACCAUGACUUAUGCUUAUCUCUUCAAGUACAUCAUCAUCGGGGACACAGGUGUGGGGAAGUCAUGUCUCCUCCUGCAGUUUACAGACAAGCGGUUCCAGCCUGUUCACGACCUCACAAUAGGUGUGGAGUUUGGGGCCCGUAUGGUCAACAUUGAUGGAAAACAAAUCAAACUGCAAAUCUGGGAUACGGCUGGGCAAGAAUCCUUCCGUUCUAUCACCCGUUCCUACUACAGGGGAGCAGCUGGAGCACUGCUGGUAUAUGACAUUACAAGGCGUGAAACCUUCAACCACCUGACCUCAUGGUUAGAGGAUGCCCGGCAGCACUCUAGCUCCAACAUGGUUAUCAUGCUGAUUGGGAAUAAGAGUGACUUAGAGUCUCGCAGGGAUGUGAAGAGAGAAGAAGGAGAGGCUUUUGCUCGGGAGCAUGGACUUAUAUUCAUGGAAACUUCAGCCAAAACAGCCUGCAAUGUUGAAGAGGCCUUCAUUAACACAGCCAAAGAAAUAUAUAGGAAGAUCCAGCAGGGUUUAUUUGAUGUCCACAAUGAGGCAAAUGGCAUCAAGAUUGGUCCCCAACAGUGUAUUUCAACAUCAGUGGGAUCCAGUGCCUCCCAGAGGAACUCUGGUGAUGUAGAGUCCAACUCUGGCUGCUGCUGAACAUCUGGCCUGGACUCUCUUUUUCUUCCUGGAACAGCUUCAUAUCAAUAGGCUUAAAGAAAGAGGUCUUACUUGUUUUGGCUGAGAAAAGCUUCUUUCAAGAUGUGAUGUUUUGCCUUUCCACUUAAAGACCAAGGGAGAAUUUGGGCCUUUACUGACCUGUCUUUCUUCAGGGAUGUGAGCAUUCCCUAUAGAGUAAGGCUCUUCUCAUCUUCCUAUUUUAAUUUCUAAAAUGUUAGGAUCAAAUUCGAUUGUCAUGGUAGUUCAAAAAUAAAUUCUUUUAUGAGUAUACACAAUCUGCUUCCCACCAAGAAUUAGUAACUAGGAUCUGGGACAUUCUGCUUGAGUACUUGAGAUUACUGGGAUCUGGCUGGCCUUUGGACAAUAGAUUCUCUGUCUAGGACUUUCAUUGAGUUUUUUCACUUGCCACUUUAUAAGAGUUCUUGCAGAAGGCAGUUCCUUCUACCUAAACUUCUCUACCAUCCUAUUACUAGUUUCUCUGUCUUAGAGUAACUGUGAAAUUUUUGACAGCAGUGGAGUUGCUCCUGGACCAGUGUCCACUUAUCUUUACCUAAAGAAAACAUCUUUCCCUUUUCCUUUUGUUUUAGGGACCAGACCUAACGUUGCAGUGUCUCUCACCAAACAGACCCCUACUGUUUCAUCACACUCACUUCUUAAUGGACCUAUUUAGACUUUUUUACUCUAUAAUCAAGCUAAUCUGCUUACUUACUUGACAUGACAUAUUUACUUCACUUCUAUGCCUUUGCACAUGCCCCAGUCUCUGCUAACAUUACACUCAGAGUCCAAAAAGUUUUCCUUUAGAAAGCCUUUGACUGAUCUAGGGACUUCUAAACAAUUAUUGACACAGUACCCUUUAGUUUUCAUAUGUUCUUUAUUCAUAUGUAUAUUUAUUUGUAUUUAUGUUACUCUGUAAAUAUGUUUUAUAGUUGUUUUGUGUGUGGAAUUUGUCUUCCAAUAUAGGUUGUAAGCUCCUUGAGAGCAGGGACCAUAUUAUCUUUUUUACUUUUGUAAAUCACUCUCUCCACCAUUUCUUCACAGUGCCUAGUGCUAUUUAUGUGAUCUUUGAAUUUAACUGACAUACUUAAAGACUUGGAACAGGUCUAUUUUAGACUACAGAGGAAACAAAAGGCCUUAGAGUCAUCUGUUUGUAAUUUUAUCUCAGUCUCUUCCAUCUGCUUACCCUGGAUUCUAUAUUGAUCUUCUCCCUCUCCUUUCUCCCUUCCCUGGCUCUUUGCCUCCAUUCCAUGUAGUGUACACUAAGGCUGCCUGCUUCUGAGUCAAGUAAGUGGAUACUUUAGCCAUUCUUUUCGAGAGCACAUAAUACUAUCCUAGUCAAAUCUGCCUUUGUUUGCCUCAUCUUACAGCUUUGUGGUUCAGUUGCUUUACCUUUUUGCCUUGCUGUCCCAUUCUCUUCCACAGCACCGUGGUCUCAUGAAUUUUUCUAAUUUUGUUGUUGUUUGUUUCAUUAUUAAAUAUAUGCAUGUAUCCAAGCUGCUCAUA
This is a messenger RNA of Pteropus alecto (black flying fox), 2285 nucleotides long. It is a transcript of the gene RAB2B, whose product is annotated as RAB2B, member RAS oncogene family. Gene Ontology annotation, cellular component: Golgi apparatus. The transcript is spliced from 8 exons. Gene Ontology annotation, molecular function: GTP binding; GTPase activity. The coding region runs from base 114 to 764 and encodes 216 amino acids. NCBI's taxonomy places the organism in Eukaryota, Metazoa, Chordata, Mammalia, Chiroptera, Pteropodidae. The record is from RefSeq and is a predicted model, not a curated record.